This is a messenger RNA of Verticillium nonalfalfae, 1068 nucleotides long. RefSeq lists its product as uncharacterized. The transcript has a single exon. The record is from RefSeq and is a predicted model, not a curated record. The coding region runs from base 1 to 1068 and encodes 355 amino acids. Lineage: Eukaryota; Fungi; Ascomycota; Sordariomycetes; Glomerellales; Plectosphaerellaceae.
AUGUUGUAUGCAGAGCCACCAUGGUAUCCAAAUCUCACUCGACACACCAUUUUAUGCCCUGACCCGCCCUCAAACAUGUCGACACCCACCUUUGACCAUGACACCAAAGCCAGCGAUUUGGUGCGCCACUAUGCUGCCAACAUCGUCAAUAAGACAAUACUUAUUACUGGCGUCUCCCCUUCUGGUCUCGGGGACAGCUUUAUCCGACAAAUCGCGCCUUCAAAGCCCGCCAAGCUUAUCCUCGCUGGUCGUAUACCUGCCAAGUUCCAAAAGCUUGUUGAUGAGAUCGCCUCAACGCACCCUGAGAUUAAGAUCAAAACCCUUGAGCUGGAUCUUGCGUCUUUCUCCAAUGUACGCAAGGCUGCCGAGAUGGUAAUCGCUUCGCCAGAUAUUUCACACAUUGAUGUCCUGGUAAACAACGCUGGCAUCAUGGCCGUUCCGUUUAGCCUGACCGAAGACGGCUUUGAAAUCCAAUUCCAAACGUGCCACCUCGGUCAUUUCCUCUUCACAAACCUCAUCAUGAAUAAGAUCUUAGCUUCCAAGGAACCUCGGAUUGUCAACAUCAGCAGCAAUGGGCACCGCCUCGGCACUAUGCGGUGGACCGACCAUAACUUCAGUGACUAUGAAAAGUGGGCAGCCUAUGGGCAGGCAAAGACUGCAAAUAUCCUCAUGGGGAUAGCAUUGGCGGAGAAACUCGGCGACAGAGGUCUUCUCGCCUUCAGUCUUCAUCCCGGCGGCAUCAUGACGAACUUGGUGAGCCACCAUACAGGUCCAUUUGAUAACUUCGUCGAGGAUCUACGACAAGCUGAUGCUAGGGUUGGCACACGAUUCAUGUGGGGCUUCGAGAAGACGGGGGGCAAGUUCAAGGAUCUCGACGAGGGCGUGGCAACACAUGUCUUCGUGGCCUUUGACCCAACAAUUGCAAAGAGCAACGGUGGCUACUUUGACGACUGUCAGCUCGCAGAUCCCUUUAAAGAACAGGUCUAUCCCUGGGCAACAAGCAAGCCUGACGCAGAGAUGCUCUGGACGCUCAGCGAGAAGUUGGUGGGGCAGGAGUUUCGAUACUGA